Molecule: messenger RNA, 3629 nt
Organism: Felis catus (domestic cat)
Lineage: Eukaryota; Metazoa; Chordata; Mammalia; Carnivora; Felidae
Gene: GIPC3
Product: GIPC PDZ domain containing family member 3
Exons: 6
Coding region: 104-3433 (1109 amino acids)
Molecular function (GO): protein binding
Source: RefSeq, a predicted model, not a curated record
UACCCCAGCGGCUCGGCUGUCGGGCCCCGGGCCGGGGGAGGGGGAGGCUGCAGGAAGCGGCGGAUCCGGCGGCGGCUGUGGCCCGGGUGGCCGAGCUCCGGCCAUGGAGAGCGCAGCGGCCCCCGAGGCCCGGGGCGCCGAGGCCCCGCGCCCGCCCGCGCCCCCGCCGUCGCCCGCCGAGCCCCCAGCCGCGCCCCGCGCCCGCCCGCGCCUGGUUUUCCGCACGCAGCUGGCGCACGGCAGCCCCACGGGCAGGAUCGAGGGCUUCACCAACGUCCGCGAGCUCUACGCCAAGAUCGCCGAGGCCUUCGGGAUCGCGCCCACCGAGAUCCUAUUCUGCACCCUAAACAGCCACAAAGUAGACAUGCAGAAACUCCUGGGCGGCCAGAUAGGGCUGGAGGACUUCAUUUUUGCCCACGUGCGCGGCGAGACCAAGGAAGUGGAGGUCACUAAGACCGAAGACGCCCUGGGGUUGACCAUCACGGACAAUGGGGCCGGCUACGCCUUCAUUAAGAGGAUCAAGGAGGGCAGCAUCAUCAACCGGAUCCAGGCCGUGUGCGUGGGCGACAGCAUCGAGGCCAUCAACGACCACUCCAUCGUCGGCUGCCGCCACUACGAGGUGGCCAAGAUGCUCCGCGAGCUGCCCAAGUCACAGCCCUUCACCCUGCGCCUGGUGCAGCCCAAGAGAGCCUUCGAUAUGAUUGGCCAGCGGAGCAGAAGCAGCAAAUGCCCCGCGGAUGCAAAAGUGACCAGUGGGAGGGAGACCCUGCGACUGCGUUCCGGGGGGGCCGCCACAGUGGAGGAAGUGCCCACCGAGUUCGAGGAGGAGGCGUCCCGGAGGGUCGACGACCUGCUGGAGAGCUACAUGGGCAUUCGGGACCCUGAGCUGGGUAAGGGGCCAGGCGUCCACCAUGGUGGACACAGCCAAGAAGACGCCGAGCGUCCAGGAGUUUGCGCACCGUUUAGAUUCCGUCUUGGGCGAGUUUGCCUUCCCGGACGAGUUUGUGGUGGAGGUGUGGGCCGCCAUCGGCGAGGCCAGGGAGGCCUGCGGCUAGUCUGCCCCGGGGCUGAGCGCAGCCCCAGCCCGGAGCCCAGCCCCCUGCCGCGGCCCUCCCCGCCGGUUCCCGAAGCCCAGCCCUGCGCCAGAGCCCAGGCCAGCUCGGAGACCGGGCUCCUCUCUAGAACCCAAUCCACUCCUGAGACCCAACCCAGCUCCAAAACCCAGCCCUCUUCUAGAACCCAAGACGGCUCCGACGCGAAGCCCAGCCCUGAAAUCAAGUCAAGUUCCGGAGCCCAGCUACGUUUCAGGACACAGCCGAGCCCCGAGAUCAACCCCGGUUCCGCAAGCCAGCCCGGGUCUCUGACCAAGCCCUGCCGUAAAACUCGACCGGACUCUGGAACUCAAGACAGCCCCGUGACCCGGCCGUACCCGGACACCCCGUCCAGUUCAGGAACUCUCGUUAGUUCUGGAGCCCGGGCCAGACUCAAGAAACAGCCCGGCCGCAGUGGCCACACCGGCCCAGGAUUGGAAGAGGGCCCCCAAACCCAAGUCUGCUCACGAACCCAGACGCAAGCUGAACUUUGGUCCAGACCCAGACCCCAGCCCUGCCCUAAAACCCAAGUGCCGUCAAGCACCCGCUCCCAACCCGGGGCCCGGUCCAGUUCCGGUGAUGAUUCCAGCUCAGAGACGGAGCCCAGUUCUACGCCCCAACCUAGUGCUACAACCAGGCCCGUCUCCAGAAGUCACACAAGCUCUGGAACCACAGCCCUCCCUGAGCCAAGGCCUGCCUCCCGAGCCCAGCUCGACGCCGAGCCCCGCUCUCACGGCAGAACGCAGACCAGCUCUAGAAUACCGUCGGACUCCGGGCCCCAGACCGACCUCAAAGCCUGGGCAGUUUCCAGAGCUCGGUCCCGCUCAGGCACUCCACCCAGCUCUGGAGCUCAGCUCAGUUCUGGAGCACAGAGUGCGUCUGAGAUCCCGUCUGGCUCCCCAGGGCAGUCCGUGGCUGAGGCCCCCCUAAGUUCCAGAAUCCAGCUAAACCCCGGCACCCUAUCUAGCCCUGGGACCCGGACCAACGCAGCAACAGACUUAAAGUCCACAAAUCUGUCUGGCGCUGAGAGCAGACUCGGUUGCAGGACGCAGACUUGUCCCAGAGCUCCGUCGACCUCUGGGACUCGGCUCGUCUCAGAAACCCUGCCGAGUUCUAGAUGCCAGCUCCAAGCCACAGCCCAAGGCAGCUCUGGUAUUGAGCUGAACUCUGGGAAGCAGACGAGCUCUGGAACUCAACUCAUCGCUAGAGCCCAGCCGAGCUCUGGAACCCAGCCCAGCUCCAGGAUUCAGUUCAGCCCUGAGACCCAGCCCGACUCUGAAACCCAGAGCAGUUCAAGAACCCAGCCUAUUCCUGGAACCCAACCAAGCUCCAGAAGCCUGAACAGUUCUAGAACCCAGCCCAGCUCUGACACCCAGCUCACUUCAGAGACCCAGCCCCGUGCAAGAAUUCAGCCCAGCUCUGGAGCCCAGCUUGGCUCCGGAACUCAGUCUAGCUCUGAGACCUGGCUCAGCUCUGAGAUUCAGCUCAGCCCCGAAACCCAGCUCUGUUCUAGAGCCAAGCCCAGUCCCAGGAUUCAGUUCAACUCUGAGACACAGCCCAGCUCUCGAAGCCACACCAGUUCAAGAAUACAGCCCAGCUCUGGAACUCACUUCAGUUCCCGAACCCGGCCUGUUUCUGGACCCCAACCCAACUCCAGAACCCUGAUCAGUUCUGGAACCCAGCUCAGUUCUGAGACCCAGCCUGCCUCAGAGACCCAGCCCAGUACAAGAAUUCAGCCCAGCUCUGGAGCCCAGUCCAGAUCCAGGAUGCAGUUCAGCCCUGAGACCCCGCCCGACUCUGAAACCCAGAGCAGUGCAAGAACUCAGCCCAGCUCUGGAACUUGCCUUAGUUCUAGAACCCAGCCUGCUUCGGGAACCCGAUCCAGCUCCAGGACCCAGACCAGCUCAGAGAUCCAGCUCAGCUCUAAAAGUGGGCUCCACCUACAGAUCCCUGGCCUUGACCUUAGAACCCAGGCUGAUCUCACUUCUCCAGCCCCCGGAGCCCUGACUCUGGCCCCUAGCACAGUCUCUCGGCCUCAGCCCCGGCCCCAUGAUCUGGUACAUGGAACCCAGGCCGACAGCGGCCUGAGCCAAAGCCCAGCAACUUCCUACCCGGCUCCUCGGCCACAGAUCCCCUCAGCCCCCCCGAAACCAGCCCUCUUCCCCAAGCCUCGGCUAGGACCCCAGAAGUUCCCCCCCUCCACCAUAUCUGUAAUCCCUAGUUCUGCCCCCAGGGAGCCCCUCCUGCAUUCCCAGCCCCCUGAAUGCCUGGCUCAGGGACCUGUCCCCUCCCCCAUGUUCAAGGAGUCAUCAGAGCCCCUCCCCCACCAAAGGGAGCUAUAGUUCGAGGAUGACUUCUGUUGGCCUCCGUGGUCUCCCCCAUCCUGUCUCCUGCCCCUCCCAGCCUGGGUCCCCCCUGGAAGCAGCAGGUGACCUCAUUCCCCCAGCAGGCUGCAGGGGCGGGGAGGGGGGAGGGUGGUAGGGAGAGUGGAAACAGGGGCUUUAGUUUCACCGGGGCCUGGCUCUGAGAGUUGUAAGC